AUGUAUAAAAAUUAUACGACCACUUCUAAUACUACUAAUACCAAUGAUGAAUUAUCUACUCUAUUUCAUUGUAUGAUACAUUUAUUCAGUAGUAUAGAACAAGAUAUAUUUAAUUUAAUUAAUUAUUGUGAACAAUUACAAGUUAGUUUAAUUAUGCCGUUAUUAAUUACUAUUUCACAUAUCAUAGAACAUGAAUUCAACAACACCAACAUCAAUUCUACAACAACACAACAAAAUACUACUACUAACAACACUACUCAUAACACUACUCAUGAAAAUUCUAAUCCUUCUACUAUCAUCAUCACCACUAUGAAUAAUCAUGAUGAGUUGAUGAGUAAGCAUCAAAUGAAAACGUAUAUUGGGAAUUUUCUAUCACGUUUUAUGAUUGAAACAAAACGUGCUUUUAAUCGUUUGAUA
Messenger RNA from Schistosoma turkestanicum, 417 nucleotides. NCBI's taxonomy places the organism in Eukaryota, Metazoa, Platyhelminthes, Trematoda, Strigeidida, Schistosomatidae. The record is from the annotation of a GenBank genome assembly.